AUGAAAUCUCAGCUAAAGGAGACUGAGAUGUUAGAGCAACAGAAAAAAACCAUUGCAGACCGCACCUACCGUGAGGUGCAACCAAAGGUGGACAGCAGUGAUUCGCAAUUUAAGGAGGUUGAACCCGGAGCCAAGGAGGUCAUUGAAUUAGGGAAGAAGACAUCACGCGAAGUGGACGCCCUAACAAAUGACGUCCUGUCUCUUCUGAAGAGGAUGAAUGAACUUAAAGAUAAAAUAACGAAUACCGGACCUGAAUUAGGCACUGACAGUGAUGGCGCAGCCCGAUUCAAAGCAAUAAAGGAGGCAGGAACUAGGAUGGAAAUCGAUCGCCGUUUGGAGGAACUAAAGACACUUAACACGAGUCGGUCCAACGAACUCAGCUAUCUGAAGUAUGAAAUCGGGGAAUUUGAAGCCAAUGCACAGCACUUAGCAAAACUAUUUGAACUCCUGCCGAAGUUGAAACCCUUAGAGUGCUUCUACUCUGGAAAGCAAAUUGAAGGUGGCUUCCGAAGGAAGAAACGUCAAGCCAAUCGGACCGAAUCCAGCCCGAAGACGGCUUUGGCAGCCGUUACUUCAGAAAAGUGGUUACCCAUUGGUCUGCAGGCACAGACAUCUGUUUAG
Molecule: messenger RNA, 621 nt
Organism: Dibothriocephalus latus
Lineage: Eukaryota; Metazoa; Platyhelminthes; Cestoda; Diphyllobothriidea; Diphyllobothriidae
Source: the annotation of a GenBank genome assembly